CCGGGCGCCCUUUACCAACAUGGCUGCCGACGCCAGGCCCUCUGGGAUUCGUAGUCCGGUCCUCGCGUGUCUCACCUAAGAGAGGCGAGCCCUGGGCUUUGCGCAAAAGCGUGUGAGUACGGCCGCGAUGGCUGCUGGGAGUUGUAGUUCUCUGCCCUCUCCCUGCCCCUCCUGUUUCCGGUGCCGUCACGGGACAGAGCAGUCGGUGACAGCCCCGAGGGCCCCCGCCCCGCGCCCAUGGCCGAGCCGGACCGACUCCGAUUCAGACACUGAGGAAGGAGCAGCCGGCGGAGAAGCAGAGAGUGAGUUGGACUUCCUGCGGAAUUUCUUCUCCCAGACUCUUGGACUGGGCACCCAGAAGGAACGUCUGCUGGAUGAGCUAACCUUGGAGGGUGUGGGCCGAUACAUGCAGAGCGAGCGCUGUCGAAGAGUCAUCUGUCUGGUGGGAGCUGGAAUCUCCACUUCUGCGGGCAUCCCCGACUUCCGCUCUCCAUCCACGGGACUCUAUGCUAACCUGGAAAAGUACCGCCUCCCCUACCCAGAGGCCAUCUUCGAGAUCGGCUACUUCAAGAAACAUCCAGAACCCUUCUUCGCCCUCGCCAAGGAGCUCUAUCCUGAGCAGUUCAAGCCAACCAUCUGUCACUACUUCAUCCGCCUGUUGAAGGAGAAAGGACUACUGCUGCGUUGUUACACACAGAACAUCGACACGCUGGAGCGAGUGGCGGGGCUGGGGCCCGAGGACCUGGUGGGGGCCCCCGGCACCUUCCACACAUCGCACUGCAUCAGUCCCUUCUGCCGGCAUGAGUACACGCUUGGCUGGAUGAAAGAGAAGAUCUUCACCCAGGUGAUCCCCAAGUGUGAGAAAUGCCAGAGCUUGGUCAAGCCAGACAUCAUCUUUUUUGGCGAGAGCCUCCCAGCCCGGUUCUUCUCCUGCAUGCAGUCAGACUUCCUGAAGGCGGACCUCCUCAUCAUCAUGGGCACCUCCCUGCAGGUGCAGCCCUUUGCGUCCCUCAUCAGCAAGGCACCCCUCUCCACCCCACGCCUGCUCAUCAACAAGGAGAAGACGGGCCAGACGGACCCUUUCCUGGGAAUGAUGAUGGGCCUUGGAGGAGGCAUGGACUUUGACUCCAAGAAGGCCUACCGGGACGUGGCCUGGCUGGGUGACUGUGACCAGGGCUGCCUGACCCUUGCUGACCUCCUCGGAUGGAAGAAGGAGCUGGAGGACCUUGUCCGGAGGGAGCAUGCCAGCAUAGAUGCCCAGUCGGGGUCGGGGGCCCCCAACCCCACCACUGCAACCUCCCCCAGGAAGUCUCCCCCACCUGCCAAGGAGGGGGGUAUGACCACAGAGGGGGAGAAACACCAGUGACCGCCAUGUCUCCCAGUCAGGAUGCUCAGCGCCUCAGGGGUAGCCAAGCCCCAGCAAGCCUGAGCCCCUCUAGCCUGCAGCUCUUGUCCGGGGAGCUCAGAGCAUCCCCCAGUCUCU
Molecule: messenger RNA, 1483 nt
Organism: Carlito syrichta (Philippine tarsier)
Lineage: Eukaryota; Metazoa; Chordata; Mammalia; Primates; Tarsiidae
Gene: SIRT2
Product: sirtuin 2
Exons: 15
Coding region: 128-1366 (412 amino acids)
Molecular function (GO): NAD+ binding; histone deacetylase activity, NAD-dependent
Source: RefSeq, a predicted model, not a curated record